Cryptomeria japonica (Japanese cedar) is the source of this 1145-nucleotide messenger RNA. RefSeq lists its product as uncharacterized. Bases 126 to 494 code for a protein of 122 amino acids. Gene Ontology annotation, molecular function: zinc ion binding; nucleic acid binding. The record is from RefSeq and is a predicted model, not a curated record. Lineage: Eukaryota; Viridiplantae; Streptophyta; Pinopsida; Cupressales; Cupressaceae. The transcript has 5 exons.
GAAGACGAAAACAGCUCGUGUAAAACCCUAAGGCUUUUACGAAUCUCAACUAAAAACACUUACAGUAGUAUUUAUCUGAUACAGAGAUCCUGUUACCGAUUCCCCGGGAAGAAAGCAAGACCAAAAUGGGAGGCAAGUGCCCACACAGAAGAGUGAAGAAGAGGCGGCUAGAUCACAAAUCUGCACGCCGUGCUAAAUUCCUUGUUAAAGGCGAUGAUGCUAUUUAUGACCAGUUGCAGGACGAAAAUAAGCCCCUCCCCAUCGAUGAAGAUCUCCCCGGAAUGGGUCAAUUCUAUUGUUUGCAUUGCGACCGCUAUUUCGCUAAUGUUUCUGUCAGAGACGAACAUUUCAAGACCAAGCGCCACAAGAAAAGGGUAAAGCAAAUGGAAGGGCCUGCUCCUCAUACACAACUAGAUGCAGAUCUUGCUGCUGGUAUGGGCAUGCCUGACAAUGGACCAAAGUUGCAGGAUACUGCUUUUCCUAUGUCAUUUUAACAGAAGCUAAAGAAACCAAUCAAUACGUGGUAGAAUCUGCCAAGGUGACCUUGCAAGAAAUUUUUGGGAGGGUAACUCAGAAAGUUCCAAGGAAUGUUCACAGGAUGAAAUUCAAGGAGUUUUGUCUACAUCAUCCCCACUCCCGUACGAUCAACUCAAUUUUAAGGUGUACUUGUAGUCUGAUAUUUUGUAAUACUUGUUAGAUGGGCAACAGUGUUUACCCUGAAAUGGGUCAUCAUUGUUUUUUUAAAGUCUGAGUUGCAAAUCUAAUUUUUAAUUGUUUAAAUAUUGAAUCGGUAUAUGCCAGCUUUUCAUAUCAGAAUUUUUCUUUGAUAUUUUUGAAUUAUUAUGACCUGAGUUUGCACCUUGGAAUAGAGUUAUUCUGACAGGUGGUCUUUAUGGAAUUUGUACCAUUCCAAGAACAGGAUUAUUGUAAUCACAACCACGGGUUUGGUUUGUUUUGUUUUGUUAAUCGAGACACAUGAUUUACAAGGUGAUGAAAGUGGAAUCAUAGACAAUUUUUUAAAGAUUAUCUUGUUAAUACUUUUCACUUUAGGUUCCGAACUGUUUUAAACAAACUAUUGUUAUGAGCCAUAUUUAUAUAUGGCUAAAUGUUAAAAGAGUACGAGCCCAUUGGCCCCAUUGAUACCA